Molecule: messenger RNA, 781 nt
Organism: Acanthopagrus latus (yellowfin seabream)
Lineage: Eukaryota; Metazoa; Chordata; Actinopteri; Spariformes; Sparidae
Gene: crybb2
Product: crystallin, beta B2
Exons: 6
Coding region: 93-719 (208 amino acids)
Biological process (GO): lens development in camera-type eye; visual perception
Molecular function (GO): structural constituent of eye lens
Source: RefSeq, a predicted model, not a curated record
UUUCCACCCCUGGGCGACCCGUAUAUAUUGAGCUCCUCGUGCCAUCACAAACACACUGGCACAGACAGUUUCUUCGUGCUGAUCCGUUCACUAUGGCCACAGACCACCAGAACCCUGCAUCCAAGCAGCAGCAGCCCGGCGCCAGUGCGUUUAAGCUGGUUAUCUAUGAGCAGGAAAACUUCCAGGGACGCUGCCAUGAGCUGACUGGCCCCUGUAACAACCUCCAGGAAGCAGGCGUGGAGAAAGUGGGCUCCAUACUGGUGCUGUGUGGACCAUGGGUGGGGUACGAGCAGCCCAGCUGUAAGGGGGAGCAGUAUGUGUUUGAGAAGGGGGAGUAUCCUCGCUGGGAUUCCUGGACCAACAGCAGGCGCAGUGACAUCAUCGCUGCAUUCCGCCCAAUUAAAGUGGACAGCCAGGAGCACAAGAUUGUCCUUUAUGAAAACCCCAGCUUUGCAGGUAAGAAGAUAGAAAUCAUAGAUGACGACGUCCCCAGCUUUCACGCACACGGCUACCAGGAGAAGGUCUCCUCUGUUCGGGUUCAGAGCGGCACUUGGGUGGGCUACCAGUAUCCAGGCUACAGAGGCUAUCAGUACCUGUUUGAAAAGGGGGAGUAUAAGGACAACGCAGAGUUCGGAGCCCAGAUUCCUCAGAUCCAGUCGGUGCGGCGCAUCAGAGACAUGCAGUGGCAUCAGAGGGGUGCUUUUCACCCCGCCAACUAAGCUUGUGACUCUUUCUUGUCCUGAACCCUGACCUCAGCAGCCUCGCCCCCCCAGCAGCAAAA